GUGAUAAUUGGUGUCGACGCGAUGACGACCUCGGUCCUGGCCCGGAUCGGGCGCUUACCGCCAUGUGCAUGGCUCGUCCGUGGCCUAGCGACGAAGAAGCCACCGAUCGACCUGCGCGAAGAGGACCUCGAUGAGUCGUUCGUCAAAGGCAGCGGAAAGGGCGGCCAAAAGAUCAACAAGGUCCGCAACAACGUCUUCCUCAAGCACCGGCCGACCGGCCUCUUUGUGCAAUGCCAGAAGACGCGAUCGCUUGAUGACAACCGCCGCGUCGCGCGCAAGCUCUUGGCCGCCAAGCUGGACGACCACUUUAACGGCGCGCAGAGCGUCCGCAGCCUCAAGAUUCUCAAGCUCCAGAAAAAGAAGGCGAAGAAGAAGGCCAAGUCCCGGCAGAAGCACCUCGCCGGCUCCAAAGACGCCGCUGCUCACGAUGUGGACGAAGACGACAACGACGACGACGAAGAUAGCGAUGAUGAUGAAGACAGUGACGAAGACAGUGGCGAAGACAGUGCCGACGACCACGACAGUGAAGACGACCCAGAUGACACAGAUGACAGUGCGCAAGACAAGGCCGCUGCAGCUGCACGCAAAGAGCAGCAGUAG
Saprolegnia parasitica CBS 223.65 is the source of this 600-nucleotide messenger RNA. RefSeq lists its product as hypothetical. Gene Ontology annotation, molecular function: translation release factor activity. Gene Ontology annotation, biological process: translational termination. The coding region runs from base 22 to 600 and encodes 192 amino acids. The transcript has a single exon. The record is from RefSeq and is a predicted model, not a curated record. Gene Ontology annotation, cellular component: mitochondrion. Lineage: Eukaryota; Oomycota; Saprolegniomycetes; Saprolegniales; Saprolegniaceae.